AUGACGAGAGAGUACGACAAUUGGGAGCGGCUCGUUCGAGCCGCCCUCCGUCGGGAGGAGCUCUGGCGGCUGUGCCACGACCACUCGAGGACUCCUAGCGGCGGCUCCACUUCAACAGCUUCACCCGGCUCAACCUCCCCUGCACCCGAGACUCCACCUGGUCAUCGAGCCCAAUCGCUCUUGAGCGGCCAAACUGGCCAACCCGGCCCGACGAAGGACGACAAGCCCAUGAUGAUGAUGAGGAGAAAGAAAUCAAUCAUCCGUUUGGACCGUUGGAUCUUGACACGUUGGCUUUCGGGCACUUUUACUAGUAGCAAGGUUGCGGAGGAAGUCUCGGACAGGCGCUAA
Messenger RNA from Striga hermonthica, 348 nucleotides. NCBI's taxonomy places the organism in Eukaryota, Viridiplantae, Streptophyta, Magnoliopsida, Lamiales, Orobanchaceae. The record is from the annotation of a GenBank genome assembly.